UUGACAGUAUAAGGAACAAGGAAAAACUAAUAUUCACGUUGAUUAUACAAGCUUCUAAUGUCUGGGAGUGGCAAAAAAUAAAAAAAUAAAAUAUAAAGACACGAACGCCGCUGCCUCGGGUAUGUCAACAAACUGUGGACGUAGAGUGCUGAGGCGAGGCUCUCAGCAGCACUUUACAGCACAGCACAGCCUCAGCAUAGCCUCAGCACAGCAUAAAUAUAAUAACAGGCGAGGCACAGGAAGAUUAAAGGAGCCAGAGUUAAGCAGGAAGGGAAGGGCGUGUCACCUGGCUAUGGAAGCAGAGUUCGAUCUUGUCUAUUACGUGCUGGUGGUGCCGCUGACCUUCCUUGUGGUGCUUCUGCUGCUGUAUGUGCGCUGGCUGGGCUGGGAACUCUACACCAACAACUGAGCAAUCCUCCAGCACCCUUAGAGAAUACCAGCCACUUCUGUCACCCACACCCACCACCACUGCAGCUGCAUCCAUUAUCACCCACAGACAAGAGCAGCUACACCUGUCACCCAUGCGUUGCUGUAUUGUAUUAAAGUAUUGAAGCAUAUCAAGGAGAAAAUGCAAAAGAUGAAUUGUUUAUGGAAAGUUUGACGAAGAAUGAAUUGUUAACUGAAAAUAAGUAAAAAGUUUAAUAAAGAAUAAAUUGAUAGCUGAAAAGAAAUGAAAACUUUGACAUGGAAUUGAUCAUUAACCAAAAAAAAAUGCAAUUUGUGUUUAUGAAUUUUUACACAAGUGAAGGAUAAUUAAGUGCAGUGCGUGUGAUGGAUCAGGUGAGGGGGGCCAGCACACCUGUCGCUUCCUUAAUGAGGUGAGGAAGACAGGUGUAACACCCUGCCCCCUCAACCUCACCCUGUGCAUGGGGGUGACAGGGCGACAUGGCACAGCAGACUGCAGCCCCUCCCCUUCUCCCCCACGAUAAGGGUGACAUUCCCCUGUGUCAGCCCUUCCCCCUUCCACCCCAGCAUCCCCAGCCCCCCCUCCCACCCCCCCGUGUGAGGAUAAUGAGACCAGGGGUGGGGAGGAGGCAGGACCUCCCCUCCCUCCCCCUUCCUCCCCUCCCCUCAGAGUUUGUGGAUGUGGGCCCAGCACUUCCCCCUUCCUCCCUAUGCCCCCCCACCCCUACCCACCCCCCACCAGCCACAGCAGUGAGGGCCAGGGUGAUAGGGGUGCCAGGGGGGGUAGGGCAUGGGGGAGGGGGCAUCCAGGUCCCAGCGGAGGUCCCUCCACCCCCUCCACAGGUCCUGACAGGGGGGGAAGGUGGGGCGCUGGUGCUGGGGGGUGACGACUUGCCGCAGUGCGUGGUGCUGGACUUACAGGGGAAUGUGGUGGUGCAGGAACCCCCACCCCCACACACCCCUGCCCCCCCACACCAGUCAGCUCCCCCAGCUCCCCCUUACCUGGUGGAUCAGCCCAUACUGGUACAGGUGGGGCAUGGGGCGACACAGACACGUGCUGGUGGUGGUGCUGGCGGCAACAUACUGGGGAGCUACACUGAGAUUGCCCAGGGGAAGAGGGGGGUGGAGAGAGAGAGUCAGGUGGGUGGCGGAAGCAUAAAACUGACAAACGGAGUGACGAAGGCGGAAUUCGAACCACGGUGGAGCUUUCGAGGGAUGGAAGUGAAGGUGGAUCAGAUUCCCUCUGCCCCCUUACCUCCUCCUCCCCCACCCCCACCCACGGAGGACUCUGCAGGGGAGGAGGAGGAGGACCAUGGGGAGGAGAUGGGGCGGCCUCGGAGGAAGUCAGCGAAACGGGCACGACAGAGGUGGAAGAGCAUCAGUGAGGUGGAGGGAGGGCGGGGCACGGGAGGGCGGAGCAGGAGGCCCACCCCCGCCCCACCCCGCCCCAGGAUAAAGGCCAAGGGGGAGGAUGUGGAGGAAGCCCCAGUAGCAGCAGGAGUGGGUAUAGAAGUGGCAACGGCUGAGGCUGGUGAGGACGAGGAGCUUCCGGUGUGGGCGCGUCGGCUGUCCUCCGUGCGGGUGCUGGAGGGGAAGUGGGUGGUGGGCGUGGCGGCUACCAAUGAAGUGUUGCAGGAGACGCUUGAGGCACAUUCCCGCAGUGUGUUGUGCGACUAUAUCAAGAGCCACCCGAGCAGCCUGGAGCAGCGCCACAAGACCAAGUGCCAGGCCAGUCGCAUCAUGUGGCACCACCAGCGGGUAUCAUUCGACGGCGUGCCCUUCACCAUCCUCUCCUCCAACGACCUCAAGUGUGCCUUCGCCAUGAACUACAAGCUGAAGAGAAAAAACAAAGGAAGUGGAGAGAAUAACACGGAACAGAAGGGAGAGAUGAUUGGAGACUUUGGAGGAGGAGGAGGAGGAGGAGGAGGAGCUAGGGGUGGUGGUGAAGACUAUCAUCAUCAACAGCAUCAGCAACAGCAACCAACAGGCAACAACCACCACCAUCACCACUCAUCUCCACCACCACCACCAGCCUCCAGCGAGCAGCCCAAGAGGAAGUACAAAGACAUCUGGUUCACCUCCUGCCCCGCCCGCAUCACCGUCAAGGUCAUAGUCAAGUACCCGGGGUUUGCUGUGAGUCCCGGGGCUCUGGCGGGGGAGCGCAAGGCCGUCAUGAAGGCCCUGCGGCGGGAGCUUGUCCAGGGUGGUUCACCCCAGCGGGAGGAGCUGUUCCACGUGACGCUGCCGCUGCGCCGCCUCCACAAUCACCCGCUGCGUGGCCACUCGCGGGGCAUCCACCCCUCUGUGGAUGCUAAGGUGGUGGCGCUGCUGCGGGAGGGUAUCACCGCCCCCAAGGUGAUCCAGAGGCUGCUAGAGCGGCAUGUCGAGGCGACCAUGGCCAGUGACCCCGUGCCGCCCCACCCUGAGGACCGUGCCUUCCACCCGCGCCUCAAGGACGUGGCCAACCUCGUCUACACCCGCUGCAGACAGCUGGGCAUUGCCACCCGCCGCCGCCCCCCUGACCAGCCACCCCUCCACGCCCCACACAGGAAGCGGCGGCGGUCUAGGCGGCCCCGCGGGGAGGAUGGGGAAGGGGACGGGGAGGGUGAUGGGGAUGGGGAUGGGGAUGGGGGGUGUGAUGAUGCCUUGGGGGCCUCCACCCUGCAGGAGGCUGUCCAGACUUUCUGUACGGAGGAGUCUGAGCAGGGGAGUCUUGGGGAGGGGCGGGACAUGGGCCGGGGCACAGCAGGGGAGGUGGCGGGGUUGGCGGAGAUGGUGCGGGGCCAGCUGGACACACUGCGGGGCCUCACCUACACCCUGCAGGAGGUUGGGCCACUGCAGGAGGUGUACCAGGGGCUGCAGGGACUCAUCAGCCAAUAUGUGGCCCCAGCUGGCACUGGCACUGGCCUGGGGGGCGGGGCACUGGGUGAGGUGGCUCAGCCUACUGCCACCUUUAUUCUCCAGGACCCUGCCACAGUGGAUAACCUAGCCCUACCCCCCAGUGGCCCCUGUGUCGCCGAGGUGCCGGACCUGACCCUGCAGGACAAGGAUGGGGCAGACGGCACCAACAAGCCCCGGGGCACGGCGGGGCUCAGGCAGCUCAGGCCCCCGGUGGCCCUGCAGUGCCUCACCACAAGCAUGGUGCCAACCCUCGUGUCACAGCUGCCCCGAGCCCCAACCCAUGCCCCACCGCCCCAUGGAGUGGCCUCCCCUGCCCCUGCCCCACCCACCUACCAGACCCUGGCCCCCGUGGCUCAGGAUGGCAACCCCCCUGUCCACCUCUCCCUGCCACCCUACUUCUACUACGUGCAGGAGGUGACAGUGCCGGAGACAAGCCAGACGUGGACCUACAGCACCUCCUCCUAGCCAUCACCGCCCUCCCUCCACUCCCAUCGCCUCCCUUAGGCACCUCACCCCUUCCUCAGCACCCUCCUCUUCCCCCCUUAUUGAAGCCUCACUCCUUACCCUUCAUUCAUUCAUUUUCUUGCUACCUCACUUUCUUUUCAUUCUCAUUCUCUCAUAGCGUUUAUCCCUGAUAGUUGGGCUGAAAAUAGUGAAAUUUAGCAGAAACAACAAUAAAAGUAAUGAUUUUAAUAAUUGUAAUGAUAGUAAAUAGGAGCAAUGCUAAAUUGGAGGUGAAGAAAAAAAUAAGGGAUAGACUAUCUUAAAGAAAAAGAUUGGUGGCCAUAAACAAAUUUAUAGCUUAUAUCCAAAAAGAAUUCUACAAGUAAUGAUAGUGAAAAUUAUUGCUGGGGGUAAAAAUAUUUUGGGUAAUGAAAUUGGCCCCCAAAGUAUGGUAUUUUGUGCUGGCAUUUAAUUAUUAUGCUUUCUCAUUUGUAUUGAAAGCAUGUUGAUCAAAAUGAUUUUUUUUACUUUUAUAUAUGUUUUCAGGGAGGCUCCUGUGACUUUACUUUGUGUGUGUGUGUGUGUGUGUGUGUGUGUGUGUGUGUGUGUGUGUGUGUGAGAGAGAGAGAGAGAGAGAGAGAGAGAGAGAGAGAGAGAGAGAGAGAGAGAGAGAGAGUCUAUCAUUAAGUGGUAGUGCCAUAGAUAUCACUGACUUAAUAAAUCAUAAUUGAAUCAUACAAUCAUACAUUCCUUACUCUAAAUAAGAUAUAAUUAGCAAUUUUUCAUGUCUGCUAACAAUGUUUUAUAGAUUUUAUAAUGCCAUAGUUGAAAACUGCAAUAAAUAUAUUUUUCACAA
Molecule: messenger RNA, 4606 nt
Organism: Eriocheir sinensis (Chinese mitten crab)
Lineage: Eukaryota; Metazoa; Arthropoda; Malacostraca; Decapoda; Varunidae
Exons: 6
Coding region: 886-3771 (961 amino acids)
Molecular function (GO): DNA-binding transcription factor activity
Source: RefSeq, a predicted model, not a curated record